Molecule: messenger RNA, 663 nt
Organism: Suillus subaureus
Lineage: Eukaryota; Fungi; Basidiomycota; Agaricomycetes; Boletales; Suillaceae
Exons: 3
Coding region: 1-663 (220 amino acids)
Source: RefSeq, a predicted model, not a curated record
AUGGAAGAAGUACGUGGAAUUGAGCGCAGUUCAUACAUAUGGGGCAGGAGCAUUCACAACAUCCGUAUUGAACGUCUUUGGGCGGAUGUGACAAAUGGCCUGGGGCAAAAGUGGAAAGAAUUUUUCCAGACUCUUGAAGCCUACAACAACCUCAAUGUGAACAAUGACUCACACCUGUGGUUACUUCAUUUCCUAUUCCUCCCUUUGAUCAAUGAUGAUGCAGGCCAGUGGGUAGCCUCAUGGAAUCACCAUGUUCUUGGGUGUCAUGGUGAGCCCCAUCGGUCGCCCCACGACAUGUUCAUCCAAGGGGUGUUCAUUGAGUUGGCUGAGGACCAGGAGGUAGAAGAUAUUGCCAGCUAUGGCAUUGACUGGAACGACUUGGAUGACCAGCGUCUAUUGGCUCAUCACAAUACUCAUAAUCCUGAGGAUGGUGAUUCAACUAAUCCAUUUGUAUCAAAUCAUCCUGAUUCUAAUCUAUCCCAUGUUGAGGUUCCUGUGUCCCGUUGUCCAUUUACAAACACUCAACUUCAGUCUUUUCUCUCUGAUGUCCAGCCCCUUCUUGAUUCUAGUCUCUAUAUUGAUAUGCACUCAUGCCAUCUACUUUGGAUUCAAACAUUAGCAUUAGUUUCUUCUAGUAGAACUGCAGCUGAUACUGUUACAUAG